GCCUUGAAAAACUGAUUGCUAUUGGGCGGAGAAAUGUCAGCGAGGAGGCUUUGGCAGCUAUGGGCCUGGCGCUCUGCGCUGUUAUUUCAGAUCCAUUGGCGCCGCAAGGAGAAAUCGCCGCUUCGCGAGCAGCUGAACUAUUGCGCCGUUUGCUCCAGAUGGCCGGAGACGAAGAGGCAAGUGACAAAGCUGGUGAAGUUACAGAUGCCGCAGAUGCUGAGGACGGUGCAGCAUCGCUUGCGCGGAAGCGAGUGCUGGCAGCUGAACGCGAUGGAGAGCAGCGGUGUGGUGUUGUUUGGCUUGCAACUCUCAUGCGACGGAUGUCCCAACAGCAAUUGCCUUUGCCUGCGGAUUUGGUUACAUCAUUGAGUCGCGCUUUUGUGCGUUCAUUUAGCGGACUUUCCAUGUUCGUAGCUGAUUGCAGCCUCAAGUCUUUGUGCAACCUCUACAGGCUUGUGACAGCUGAAACCAGGGGUGAGUUUCUCAAGGCCCUUUUUUCUUCCAUCUCCAACCGUACUGUGGUCAGCAACAUGUUUGUUGGCACGCCCGACACACAGGCGAGGAAAGAGGAGAAAGACAGCAAGGAAACAGGCGGGCCAAACUCCUGGAAGAUAGCCGCCAAGGAGCGAGUUGACCUAGUCAAGGACCUCAUGUUUCUUGCAAGGGAGCUUCAGCAUCCGGCGCUCUUUAUCGGGCUGCUGGAUCAACCUUCCGGAUCUGUUUGGACUGGUGAAAUCAUGCGGGAAGCUCUGGACCUUCAGGCCCCAUGUCUUGGAGAGCUUGAAAGCACAGUUUGCCCUGUGUCCCUGCGCCCGAAGUUGUACACUUAUCUUUUUCAUCCAAAUGCGCAGCUGCGGCAGGCAGUGGUCGCGGUUGUUGCCAACUACUUUAGCUGCGAAUCACCGCAAUCACUGACGUCUAAACAUCCGGAGGAGUGGCCUCUUCUUGCCAAGAGCGUGCUGGGAGCACUUGGAAACUCCAGAGUGGCAACACGUGAGGCAGGAAUCCACGCUGCCCAAGCACUGUUUCGUGGAAGAGUAUGGUGCGAGAUGGCUAUCAUUUUCGAAGAGCUCUGGACCAUCACCGUGAAGCUCAUGGAUGACAUGGAGCAGCGGGUCCAAGCUGUUGUCAAGCCAUUUGUUCGAAUGAUGAGGAACCUGACUUUGAGGCUUUGUGAUGUGAAGGUUACAGCAAGAAAGGAUGUAGAGACUGCCAUGAGCGAAAUUGUGCCUUUGUUGCUACGCUUUUGCGAGCGAUACAAACAUGCUCAGCCUGUUUGCUUCGAAAUUAUGAGGGAGCUCAUCAAGGGAGCCACUGGAACCACUUUGCUCGAGCCACAUGUGCAGAACUUGGUUCCUCCACUGUUGGUGUCUCUGUCAAUGAUGGAGAAUGACGCCCUCCAGUACUAUCAAUUUCACAUCAGUGCUGCCUCAGAAGAGAAGGGAAAGGAGCUGGAGGCUGCAAGAAUUUCCAAUUCGCGUGACAGCGAGUCGAUGAAACUGAUCAAACAGCUCAUCCCGUUCAUCAGCAACGAGGUUGCGAAUGGCUUGGCUCCAAGGCGCGGUUUCAAAAUUUGGCCGCGCCAUUUGGGGCCAGAACGGUUGUGUCAAAACAUUUCAUGUGUUCCACGUGUGAAAAAAUAUAAAUCUAAAUAA
Molecule: messenger RNA, 1655 nt
Organism: Cladocopium goreaui
Lineage: Eukaryota; Dinophyceae; Suessiales; Symbiodiniaceae
Source: the annotation of a GenBank genome assembly